AGCCAGAGGCAGCCACCAGCGGAGUCGCCAUGGGGCUGGAGAAGGAGACGGGGGACGCGAAGAUCUUCAUGGCCGAGGACAGCUUCGGGCGCCCCGGCGGCCCCGCGCUAGCCGGCCUGGAGAACGGCCCCAGCAGAGACCCGCAUGGGCUGAACACCCACCUGAAGCUAGGAUUUGAGGAUGUCCUAGCAGAGCCUGCAUCAUUUCACUCCUUUGACAAAGUUUGGAUCUGCAGCCAUGCUCUCUUUGAGCUCAGCAAAUAUGCGCUGUACAAGCUCCUGACUCUCUUCCUUGCUAUCCCACUGGCUCUGGUUGCAGGAAUUGUCUUUGCAGUACUCAGCUGUCUGCACAUCUGGAUUGUGAUGCCUUUUGUAAAGACCUGCCUCAUGGUCUUGCCUUCAGUGCAGACUGUAUGGAAGAGUGUGACAGAUGUUCUUAUUGCACCGUUAUUUCACAGCCUAGGCCGAUGUUUUGCUACAGUCAAUAUACGCCUGGACCAAGAGUAAACAUCAGGGAUACAAUUCUGCUGUAGUCUUAGAUGGUGAUAUGCCUCUUUGCUAAUGUAACAUAGGUGCACUUAUUCAUUCAUUCCAAAACUGUUAGGAUUAAAAUAGCUGGUUUAAAAUGGGGACACUUUUUUUUUAAAAAAAAAAAAAUCAUUUACUUUCAGGGGAUCAAUUUAAGAUAAACUAGACUAUUUUCAUAUCUAACUAUUUUAAACAACAGAAAAAAUGUGGGGUAUUUUGGCAAUGCUUUAUUUUAAUGGUACGUUGAUUGCCAGGUUGCAGAAAAAUUCAUGUUCAGGUAUAUGUGACCACCACAAUAGUAUCAUAGAAAAUUGCUGUGGCCGGUGUUGUUACUUUGAAUACUAGUGAAAUUAGUAAUGAUGUGAUACACUGGGCCAAACUCACUUCUAGGGUUUCAGAGAUGGAUCUGGCCCGCUAUUCAGCAUAAUACAUGGAAGGUUGUAUGCUCAGGUCUCAUUGUCAGCAGGAGUCGUGCCUGCAACUCCCUGCAUGAUACAGUACUGAUGUGCAUGGGUAAUAUUCACUCAGCUCGCAUUACUGCUUUGUGAAUCUCCCAUAUAUCAACAGAGAAAAGUUCCCCAAAAUUUACCCCUUAAAAUAAAGUGUUAGCUAAUGGUUUGAGACAAUCAGCUAAUCUAUAUAUAUUAUUUAAUGAGAUUUUAAUUUUGCUGUAUAUUUUGUAUUUGUGUAAAUGUUACUUUAUCAGUUUUCCUUGAAGCAUUAUUUCUAAAGCCUUUGGAUACUUGCAGAAUUAUUAUGCUGAUGAAGUUUGACACUGCAGAAGAUUGAAUAAGAUUGGUGAGAUUUUACUGACUAGAUUACGCAGAUCUUUGGAAAUGCUGCUGUGCAAUUCAAGUAUAUAUUAUUUUCAUAAUUGAAUGUGAAAGCAGUGCACACAAAUGUUUUCAUACAAGAUUAUGCAAAGAGUUUUGAAAUACAUGUUUAUGAGCAUUGUUCAUUUUUUUAAUUAAAAACAGGCUGUAAUAAAUGCAACCUUGCUUAUCUCUGUGUAUUAUCAGCAACAUUGUGAUAUUUAAAAUAAUAUACACUAUUCUGGCACUUUGCUUUCCACUUAAUUAUUCUCUCUUAUUUCAAGCAAGUGGACAUAUUUAGUAUGCUUGUCCAGUUCUCUCCACACAUUUAAUUGACUCUGGUAAAUGCGUAUUUAUUACUUUUAAAGUCUAACUAUAAAGGAUAGUUUUCCCUCCUGCAUUUAACACAGCUUUAUAAACGAGAAUAGCGUGUAAACAAAGGUACAUGAAAAUUAUCUUGAUUUUUUUGAUGGGGUACAUGCUACUGAUUUAUAUAAAUGCAGAUGAAUAAGUUACAACUGUAAAAUGUUUAUAAUAUGGUGCAAUAUGUUUUCCUCUGAAGCAAUGUCAUGCAUUCCUUAUCUCAUAUGAGGUAUGUAAUAAAAUAAUAAAAAAAAUAGCUUUUUCAAUUUUUGGUAGCCCAAUUUACUCAAUCAUCUUUUUUUGUCUUGGUUAGAUAGAUGACCAAUCUCUAAAUAAUUUUUAAAAACUUUUUUUUAAAUGAAUGUAGGCUACUUGUGCAACUUUACAGUAACAUGGUAGGAAAAACAUGGUGUAAAUGGACACAGCUCCACUGAUCUUGAUGAUGUUUCACCCACUUACAAUAGUAGAGAAUUUGUCUCCCUAUGUAAGAUUUAGAACCACUCGUAAGUUCAAACUUAGCAAGUAAGACAGAAUACUUUCUUCUAAAAUCGUGUUAAUAUUCUCUAAAAUAGAUUUCCCAUUGAGGUACUUUGGCUACAUGCCAAAUGAUUUUUGGAAAAAAAAACAGUACACAUUUCAUAGCAUAUGAAACAGAGCUUUAUUUAAUGAGAUGCAAAACAUUCUCAUUCACCACCCAGUAGUAAAUGAACUAAUAUACAUUACGUAGUCUUUGUACUUCAAGAAUGCACUUUUUCCAUAGGUAGCAAUUGGAGAUGUACUCAAACCAAAGUUCUAGAACUGCACACUUUCACAUUCAAAUCUGGAUCUUAAUACACAUAGCUGGUCCCUAUUGCGCUAGUCAGAAAUUCCCACCCCCUCC
Messenger RNA from Chelonoidis abingdonii (Abingdon island giant tortoise), 2582 nucleotides. It is a transcript of the gene CAV2, whose product is annotated as caveolin 2. Gene Ontology annotation, biological process: cell differentiation; regulation of cytosolic calcium ion concentration; negative regulation of endothelial cell proliferation. The record is from RefSeq and is a predicted model, not a curated record. Gene Ontology annotation, molecular function: molecular adaptor activity; protein kinase binding. Lineage: Eukaryota; Metazoa; Chordata; Testudines; Testudinidae. Gene Ontology annotation, cellular component: cytoplasmic vesicle; caveola; sarcolemma.